AUGCCCUACACAGGUUAUGGAAGAAGCAAGAAAACAAAACACGUGCUUCCCAGUAGCUUCUGCAGUUUCAUGGUCCACAAUGUCAAAGAGCUAGAAGUGCUGCUGAGGCGAAAAUUAAAAGCCAAGGCACCACUUCCUCCAGCUGAAACCAAAUCUGUUGAUGUCUCUUCAACUGAUGAUUCUGUAGAAUCUUCUGCUUUCAACAUGGAACAGAAAGAAAACAUGAUAGAUAAAGACAUUGAACUCUCAGUGGUUUUACCAGGAGAUAUUAUCAAAUCUACUACUGUUCAUGGCAGUAAACCUAUGAUGGACUUGCUGAUAUUCCUCUGUGCACAAUAUCACUUAAAUCCAUCAAGUUAUACAAUUGAUCUGCUGUCAGCUGAAAAGAAUCUUAUUAAAUUUAAGCCAAACACACCAAUAGGAAUGUUGGAAGUAGAAAAGGUCAUUUUAAAGCCAAAAGUUUUGGAUAAGAAAAAACCUACACCUAUAAUACCAGAGAAAACUGUGAGAGUAGUGAUCAAUUUUAAGAAAACACAGAAGGCAAUAGUGAGAGUUAGCCCACAUGCGUCACUUCAAGAACUUGCUCCUAUUAUAUGCAGCAAAUGUGAGUUUGAUCCAUUACAUACACUGUUGAUGAAGGACUAUCAAUCUCAAGAGCCUCUCGACUUGACAAAGUCUCUUAAUGACCUGGGUCUAAGAGAAUUAUAUGCCUUGGAUGUCAGCAGAGACACUUCUGUUACUGCCUUCAAUAAAUCAUCUUUACAAGAGCCCUGCCAAAUAUCACAGAACCUGGACAUGGUGAAAGAGAGAGAAAAUAAAGGCUUUUUCAGCUUCUUUCAACGUAGUAAAAAAAAACGGGAGCAAACUGCGAGUGCCCCUGCAACCCCACUAAUCAGUAAGCCUCGCCCCACUUUUACGAGGUCCAAUACCAUUUCCAAACAGUAUAUUUCUAACACCCUGCCAUCAGAUGCACCCAAGAAGAGGCGGGCACCAUUGCCUCCAAUGGCAACAUCUCAGAGUACCCCCCAGGACCUUGCCCACACUCAGGAGAGGCCAGCUUCUUUUGUUGUGAAAUCCAUGAGUGUGGAUGAAUCAGACAAGAGUUCCUGCGGAACGGGCAUAGUGAGGACAGGCUCACUCAGUAGCACAUCCUUAGGGAGUUCAUCUUUGAGAAGGACAAAGCGAAAAGCACCAUCCCCACCCUCCAAAAUGCCCGUGAAUCUAAGUGAUGAACAUAAUCAAACCACAGCCCUGCAUUCUGUAGAAACAACUCCUCGAAGCAGUGUUUCAGAAGCAAACUCUCCCGGAGGACUGUCCAGCCCAGCCUCCUUUGACCCUGGGCUCCCCCAUCAUGAACAGUUUGCCGCGCCCACAGACUCUGAGGAAGCCUUGGUUUCUGAGCACCCUGGAACCUCUGAGGCAGCUGUGGCAUCACUGGCAUCUGGAAUAAGCUCUGAUUACAGUCUUGACGAAAUAGAUGAAAAGGAAGAACUGAAUGAAGUGCCUAAAAAUGAAGCUGAAAAAUUGUCUCUAAAAUCACAAGAUACUCCUUUAAUAUCUACUAAUAUAAUAAAUACUAUGAAAAAUGAUCCCGAUUCAGCCUUUGGCAAUGGUACUGUGAAGUCCUCAGAAAACUCCAAGGAAGAAAAACAAGACGCUCGAAACACAGAUGGACAAGGACCACACUCUAUAGUAUGUAACACAAGCAAUGAAGUGACAGCCACUGGCAGUGUACAACAACACUUGAAGUCAUUGGGCACAAAUGAAGAGAAUGGUGAGUUAUAUCAAAAUGAAGUAAUUGCCUUUCCAUCAAAAGCAGAAGACAAUAAGAAAAAUGGGGUGAAGAAGACAGAAAUGAAUGUAGCAUAUGUUGCCAAAAAUAGUGAUGUAGACAUAAAAGUUGACAGACUAUCAAACUAUCAGGCAUGUAAAACGGAUACUACUGUAAAUUACAAGGAAAAUCAUUUAGCAGCUUCAUUGCUGCCAGAUCAAAAGCUGAAUCAACUCACUGUAGAACAGAUAAAAAUGCAAGAUGCAGCAAUUCAGACAACCCCUUCCUGUAACAGUCUUGAUGGGAAUCAACAAAAUCAUCAUUUGUCUGACUUCAGAGUUGAUGAAAGCGUGCAAACUUCAAAUAACAGUAAAUCAAUUCAGGACUCAUCCUUACAGCCUCCAAAUUCUGUAGACACCUCAAGAGAAUUCCGGAGUCACGGUACACUAAUUGUACAGGAAGACCAACUCACCAUAAAGGAUCCAAAUUGUGUAUCUGGUAAUGAUAAUCUCUUGACUCCUGCAGAUGGGCUUGAUAAAAACACAAAUGCUUCUGAUCUGAAGAAUUAUCCAUUUUACAGACAAGAGUGCAAACCCAAGCCAAAACCUUCUGAUGAAAUUACAAGGUGUUAUAUACCCAAAAUUGGAAUGACUACUUACAAAAUAGUGCCUCCCAAAUCCCUGGAAAUAUUAAAAGACUGGGAAUCAGAAAACAUAGGUUAUAAAAAUGAUCAGGAGAUGCAUCUUCCGGGGAAAAAGCACACAUACGAGAAUGUGAAAGAAACUGCCCUCCAAACAGAAGACCUUGUUAUUUCUGAGGACCCAAAGGAAACACAGUCAGACCGUGCACCAAAACCUAACAUGGGAAUAGCGCAUCAGGUGCUCAGGGCUGGGAGGCCCGCUGAUGGAUCUGAUCAUCUGAAACCUCUUCCCAAAAUGACUAGAGACACGGCCACAGCUCCAUAUGCUCCAAAUUUGGAAGAGAUAAACAGUGUUCUGGAGUCACAACUUAAAGCGAGGAUUUCAAACCCCCAGGGCAAACCAAGCUCCUUUUUCUUGCAGAUGCAGAAAAGAAUGGCGGGUCAGUAUGUGACAUCUGCAGCUGCUAAGAGUGUCCAUGCUGGCCCUAAUCCUGCUCCAAAGGAAUCUAUAAAUAAAGAGGUGGAAAGGAGUCCGCUGCCCUCUGCAGAGCAACGUCUUUCUUUCUUAAGUAAAACAGUCAACCUUCCCCCACAGCCCCCCAUCAAAAAAUCUAGCAAUGACGUUGUCAGUCAAAAGCCUGUUGAAACCUCUGCUCCCCCAAUAGCCCCCAAACCUGUGUCACUUCCUGCUAGUCAGUUUGCAGCACAAAAUUUGAAGACUUUGAAAACUUUUGGGGCCCCACGACCAUACUCAAGUUCUGCUCCCUCACCAUUUGCCCUGGCUGUGGUAAAAAGGUCACAGUCUUUCAGUAAAACACAUCCUGUCACCAGUGAGUCAUACAGCGAGGGUACAUCUGCCCAAUCUCCAACCAACUCAGAGGAAGGGAACAUUAUUUCUGUCCACAAAUAUGAGGACAUCCCACAACUUGAUGUGACGACUGAUAAGGAAAAUAAUUCUAUGGAUAAUGAACAGAAUUCCCAAAUACCGUCUCCCAUUGACUGCUCAUCAUUCACCGUAAAGAGACAAAGUUCUUUAACAUUCCAAAGCUCUGACCCAGAACAGAUCCGACAGAGUUUGCUGACUGCAAUCCGUUCUGGAGAGGCUGCUGCCAAGUUGAAAAGGGUGACUGUUUCCUCAUAUACAAUAUCUGUGAAUGGAAGACCAAGAGACAGCCAUUCCACACCUGCUGAUACUCAGGACGACUAUUAA
Messenger RNA from Chrysochloris asiatica (Cape golden mole), 3621 nucleotides. It is a transcript of the gene COBLL1, whose product is annotated as cordon-bleu WH2 repeat protein-like 1. The transcript has 15 exons. The record is from RefSeq and is a predicted model, not a curated record. Gene Ontology annotation, biological process: translation. NCBI's taxonomy places the organism in Eukaryota, Metazoa, Chordata, Mammalia, Afrosoricida, Chrysochloridae. Gene Ontology annotation, cellular component: ribosome. Bases 1 to 3621 code for a protein of 1206 amino acids. Gene Ontology annotation, molecular function: actin monomer binding; structural constituent of ribosome.